Molecule: messenger RNA, 2884 nt
Organism: Capra hircus (goat)
Lineage: Eukaryota; Metazoa; Chordata; Mammalia; Artiodactyla; Bovidae
Gene: OMA1
Product: OMA1 zinc metallopeptidase
Exons: 9
Coding region: 674-2245 (523 amino acids)
Biological process (GO): mitochondrial protein processing; protein quality control for misfolded or incompletely synthesized proteins
Cellular component (GO): mitochondrial inner membrane
Molecular function (GO): metalloendopeptidase activity
Source: RefSeq, a predicted model, not a curated record
CUGGAUUCUGCUCUGUGAAGUCUAGUCGUUGGCUCUUUGAAAAUGUAUAAAUAGACUCCUUCUCCCAUUCUUUACCCUUUUUUAAGGAUAAAGCAGGGAUUACAAACUAUCAGGCACUAUUUCUGUUCUAAGUGACACUUGUCGGUGAUAUAAAUAAUAGUGUUUUUGCUUGUAUGUGUAAUAAGUAUGGUGUCGGGCUUUUGCUUAUACCUUCUGUGUCAGUAGAACACUUCACAUUUCACAGAAGUCGAGAGUGGUGAGCAGGAGUUUGCUUGACAUGUGAGCAGAGCUAAGCAGUGUAAAUAGAUAUGCGCAGACAGAGAUGAGAGGUUUUUUUCUUUCUUUCCGCUGAGAGGUGUAAGUAAAUCCGUGGGUCUGGAACCUAGGAGUUGGUGAAGAAAGGGUGGGGAAGGUGCCUGGAGAAAUUGUGGGAAGUGGUAAUUUGCAGGGUUUGGUCUACAGUAUGUAGGAGUUUAUUGACGUGCAUGGAAACCAAUGGAAAUUACAAAUACAGUUGGCUUUAUUGGCUCGGGGCUUACAACAGUAGUCAUACAUUCUGUAAAAAUGUAAAUAGCACAGAAAUACAGAAGAUGGAAAUGCUGAAUCCUUACAGCCAUCACCCUGCCGCUCCACAUAACCGCUGUGAAUGCUUUGAUAAUCAAGUAAAACAAAGAUGAGCUUCAUCUAUGGACUGCAGCCUGCUGCUAGAAACUGUUUUUUCUUCCGAUUUAAUUUACUGACCAACUGGAGAAAAUGUAACACGCAAGCUGUAACCUCACGAGACUUUCAUCAGGUGAAAAUUAACCAUAUAGUAAAUAAAUCUCCGGGCCUGGGAGUAAAUCACGGUGAUAGAUGGACUCUUCUGCCUGAAAACUUUCUCUUCUAUAGGACUUUUAAUACCAAAAGAAAAGGCUGCCUUUUGAGCACCAGAAGUAAGGAAAUUUCGAUGAUUAGCCGAAAAUGUACCGCAUGGACCGACUCUCUUUCAAGACAGCUGCUGAUGAAGGACGUUCCCAUAGUUCCUGCUCAUUCAGUGUUGCAUCCCUUGAACUGUUUACCCACGAGAGACAUCAGGAGUUUCCAGACUUCUCCACGGUGCCAAGCUGCUCCUGUUCCUCUGUUGUUGAUGAUUCUUAAGCCAGUGCAGAAACUGCUUGCAAUCAUUGUGGGCAGGGGCAUAAGAAAAUGGUGGCAGGCACUUCCUCCUAACAAGAAGGAACUAUUUAAAGAAAGUUUAAGGAAGAAUAAAUGGAAGCUCUUCCUUGGCUUGAGUAGUUUCGGAUUGCUUUUUGUAGUGUUUUAUUUUACACAUCUGGAAGUGAGUCCGGUCACAGGAAGGAGCAAGCUACUGUUAUUGAGGAAAGAACAUUUCAGACUUUUAUCAGAACUGGAAUAUGAAGCAUGGAUGGAAGAAUUUAAAAAUGAUAUGCUAACUGAGAAAGACGCCCGAUACGUGGCUGUUCAAGCAGUGGUUCAUCAUUUAAUUGAAUGCAAUCAAGAUAUUCCAGGGAUCUCUGAGAUCAAUUGGGUUAUUCAUGUGGUUGAUUCCCCGGAUAUAAAUGCCUUUGUACUUCCAAAUGGUCAAGUGUUCGUCUUCACUGGACUUUUAAAUAGUGUGACUGAUAUCCAUCAGCUCUCCUUCCUUCUGGGCCAUGAAAUAGCACAUGCAGUACUUGAGCAUGCUGCAGAAAAGGCUAGCUUGGUUCAUUUAUUGGAUUUCCUAGGUCUGAUUUUUCUUACGAUGAUUUGGGCCAUUUGUCCUCGAGAUAGUUUGGCACUUUUGGGCCAGUGGAUACAGUCUAAACUGCAGGAGUUUUUGUUUGAUCGACCAUAUAGCAGAACGCUGGAGGCUGAAGCUGACAAAAUUGGACUACAGCUUGCUGCCAAGGCCUGUGUGGACGUCAGAGCCAGUUCAGUGUUUUGGCAGCAGAUGGAAUUUGCAGAAAGCCUCCAUGGUCAUCCCAAGUUGCCAGAAUGGUUGUCUACACACCCUUCUCAUGGCAAUCGAGCUGAGCACUUGGACAGGCUCAUACCUCAGGCUCUCAAAAUUAGAGAGACCUGUAAUUGCCCACCACUUUCGGGACCAGACCCUCGAUUACUAUUCAAACUCAGCAUGAAGAAUUUUCUUGAAGCAGAAAAAGAAGACCUAAAUAUCACUGUUAAACAGAAAAUGGAUGCUCUUCCCAUCCAAAACCAGAAGCAAAUACCAUUAACAUGUAUAGUGGACAAAAGAACUGGCAGCUGAAUUAAAAUUUAUGAGACACAGGAUACAUGAAGAAUGCAGCAGUCCUUAUCAUUUUCAUGUUAUUUUUUUAAAAAUGAUGUUUGAAAGGAAAAAAAAUGGAUACUCAGGGUCAAAUCAUGUAUAUUACAGGUAUUAUCUAAAUUCUUAUACUAGGUAUUUAUUUUUCAUGAAAUAUUGAUAUAUUUAAUAAAUUUAAAAAUAUCUUUAAUCAGGAAAAUGUCACAGAAUAAAUUUGUAUUACACAUUAUUUUUGAAUCUUGACUUUUUUAAUCCGCAAAAGUGAACUAGCAGUUAUAUUUCUUAUUUUCUCUGAUGUUUCAUUUCAUUACCUUGUGGUAACUCAGAUGUUAAGGGAGUUGAAUCAGGCUGAUACCAGUGUGAAGAUAAUUUAACUGAUCAACUCUUUCUAACACAGAAUAUUGAGUCUGUUGUGUAUCCUUGUCAUUGGUGCCAGCACGAGAUCUACUUUUUCACUUCUGAAAAUAAAGCAGACUAAGAAAUCAUCUUGGUGGUUAGCUAUCAAACGCAGGAGUUUGGUUGACCGUUAAAGAUAGCUGACUAUAGAUGGAGGGUUUUCAUGGACAGUGACUGGAACUGCUGGAUGAUAAUUUCGUAAAUAUUAAAGAAAUGGUGAAGAUG